Molecule: messenger RNA, 2589 nt
Organism: Leguminivora glycinivorella
Lineage: Eukaryota; Metazoa; Arthropoda; Insecta; Lepidoptera; Tortricidae
Exons: 12
Coding region: 92-2572 (826 amino acids)
Cellular component (GO): chitin-based extracellular matrix
Molecular function (GO): structural constituent of chitin-based larval cuticle
Source: RefSeq, a predicted model, not a curated record
UCGUCUGUUUAAAAUAAUAAGAUGGUAUAAAUAGGCUUUCGUCUUUGAAAUAGCACAUUCAGGGAGUUAAACCCCGUGUGAAACAACGAAAAUGCGCGGAUUCUUCGUUGUUUGUUUGUGCUUGGGCGUGGCCCUUGCCGCUGAGUUCCCCAAGUUCCAGUUCAACUCAAAUGCCCGCCGUUUCAACAGUGGCGUGAGCGCCUCGGCGUCAGCCAGCUACAACGGGCGCUACAACGCUGGAGCAUACACUGACAACUCUGGACGCACCCGCGGAGAUGUGAACUCUGGACGCUACGUCGACAACUCUGGACGCUACAACCCCGCUGCCGACAACUCUGGACGUUACGUGCCCGAUGAUCUUGGAAAAUACAACGGAGACCGAGGAGACCGCGGUGGUGCUGGCGGCUUCUACUCCGGUUCCAGCGACCGCGGAGCUCCCGGGGGCUUCUACAAGGGCUCUAGCGACCGUGGAGACCGUGGCGGUCCCGGCGGCCAGUACACCGGCAACAAUGACAACGGAUUCGGUGCCGGUGGUGCUGGUGGUGCCGGUGGUGCCGGUAACGCCGGUGGCGCCAACAGCGCCAGCGCUUCAGCGUCUGCUGGCGUCGGCGGUUCCGCCAAGGCCUCCGCGUCCAGCGGCUUCGGCGCUGGCUCCAGGUUCGGCUCCGGUGUCGGCGUGAGCGGCAAGACUGGCUCCGCCUUCGGCUCUGGUGUCGGUGUUAGCGGCGUUGGCGUCAGCGGUGUAGGUGUAUCCAGCAGCGCUAGCUCCGGAAAGGUCUACAGCAGCGGCAACGCUGGCAACUACGAAUACAAAUACGGCAUCAUCCGUCAAGAGGGAGAGGUUGAACCCGACGGCUACCACUACCUGUACGAGACCGAGAACAAAAUCCUUGCCGAAGAGGCCGGUAAACUUGAGAAGAUCGACAACGAAAACGAGGCUAUCAGAGUUAAGGGAUUCUAUGAGUUCGUCGCCCCUGACGGCAUCACCUACAGAGUCGACUACACCGCUGACGAGAACGGCUUCCACCCCUCUGGCGCUCAUAUCCCCAAAUUGACGCUAAUCGAUACUUGCAAGAUCAUACUUCUGCUCUCGUUACUAUCAAUCGUUGGCUGUUCCCCGUAUGACGACGGGAAGUAUAAUCCGAAAAAAUACCGCGUUUAUGACGACGGACGAUAUUAUAGACCUUUAGGCGAAGGGAAAUACGUCAGAGGAGACGAGGGCAAAUACACGUAUGUGUAUAGGCAAGGUCUUUACCCCGAAGAUGACAGAGACUAUAGAUAUAUACAUCAGGUGGGUCCUAACGGAGGUUUUGGAGGCAACGGUGGAUUCGGAGGGAACGGAGGCUUCGGAGGCAAUGGAGGGUUUGGGGGCAAUGGCGGAUUUGGAGGAGAUGGAUAUGGAGGGGGUGACGGAUAUGGAGAUGGAUAUGGGAAUGGAGAUAGAUACGGCGAUGGAAGCGGUCAAGAUGACUCGACAUAUAAUACAAUAGAUUAUGGUGGAAAGAUCUACGCAGAGCGAUACCCUCACAUCCACAAUAUCAUCAAGGCGCUGGUGAAGCAGUAUGUGUCUCCGGACUACAUCGGCUUCGGGGACGAGUCGCUGGGUAGUUCUUCGCACUACAACAAGGCGUACGCCGAUAAGGAGGUGGCUGUCAAGUGCCACUAUCUCUCGCCGACGUCGCAGGCGGAUCCUUCGGAGUUUGUUUCGCAAUAUCCACCCCGUUUGACCUCCCUACCUGGGGAUAAACCAGCAUCGUUCUACAGCUUCAAAGGCACGAAGGUCCUCCGCGAUGGCGACUCUCCAAGAAAGCUGACCCUGGAUCAUUUCGCUGGGUUCAAGCAUUCUAUUGUUAACAUGAAGCUGAUUUUAUCCUUUGUGGUGGUAGCUGUACUCGGCCUCAGUGUUGCUGAGGACGAUGGCCAGUACAAGCCACACCUAUACGGGGACGACGGCAAGUACCACCGCGGCGACGAAGGCCGCUACUACGGGUCUCCUGACAGCAAGUACCAUGUGUACACAGAUUUGGAUAAUAGGUACAAGAGCCUGUUCGGACGGAAUGGCAAAUAUGGCUCGAUCUACGGCGCGUACCAGCCAGUGUAUGUGAAGGCGUACAACCCGUACUACCAGCCGCUGCUCACGCCUUACGUCAACUACGGAGAUCAAAAUGGACUCGAAGUAGAGCCCUUCGCUUCAUCCCUAGCAACGGUGACCGCGCGGCCAUCAGUCAUCUCAGUGCCUAUCCUGCCAUCAGCUCGGCCCUUCGCCUACACAGUGACACCUAGGCCUUUAGCUUACACACCCUACUACCCAAGGUCAGGCUACGAGCCUAACGCCAAAAUCCUCAGACAAGAAAGCGAUGUGGAUGUGGACGGAUACCAUUAUCUAUUCGAAACUGAAAAUGGUAUCGCGGCUGAAGAAGCAGGCAGGGUCGAGCCAGCUGUGAACGGCGGAGGCACCAGGGCUAAAGGAUUCUAUGAAUAUGUUGGGGACGAUGGCGUCAAGUAUCGCGUGGAUUACACGGCUGAUGAAAAUGGAUUCCGACCGAUUGGUGCUCAUUUGCCUAAAGCUUGAAUAUUCUCAUUAUACAU